Molecule: messenger RNA, 2249 nt
Organism: Poecile atricapillus (Black-capped chickadee)
Lineage: Eukaryota; Metazoa; Chordata; Aves; Passeriformes; Paridae
Gene: RAD51
Product: RAD51 recombinase
Exons: 10
Coding region: 71-1090 (339 amino acids)
Biological process (GO): reciprocal meiotic recombination; DNA recombinase assembly; double-strand break repair via homologous recombination
Cellular component (GO): condensed nuclear chromosome
Molecular function (GO): ATP hydrolysis activity; ATP-dependent DNA damage sensor activity; single-stranded DNA binding
Source: RefSeq, a predicted model, not a curated record
ACGUGAGGCGGCGGCGGGAGCGCCCGAACGGCCGGAGCGGGGCGGCGGGGUGUCCUGGUCCCUCGCUGCCAUGGCCAUGCAGAUGCAGCUCGAGGCCAGCGCAGACACAUCAGCAGAGGAGGAGAGCUUUGGGCCACAGCUCAUAUCCAGGUUGGAGCAAUGUGGCAUAAAUGCCAAUGAUGUGAAGAAGCUGGAAGAAGCUGGAUUUCACACAGUGGAGGCUGUGGCUUAUGCACCGAAGAAGGAGCUGCUGAACAUUAAAGGCAUCAGUGAAGCCAAAGCCGACAAAAUCUUGGCUGAAGCAGCCAAACUGGUUCCCAUGGGCUUCACCACGGCCACAGAAUUCCACCAGCGGCGGUCGGAGAUCAUCCAGAUCACCACUGGCUCCAAAGAGCUGGAUAAGCUGCUUCAAGGAGGAAUAGAAACAGGGUCCAUAACAGAAUUAUUCGGGGAAUUCCGUACUGGGAAGACGCAGCUGUGUCACACGUUGGCCGUCACCUGUCAGCUCCCCAUAGACCGUGGAGGUGGCGAGGGAAAAGCCAUGUACAUCGACACGGAGGGGACCUUCCGUCCAGAGCGGCUCCUGGCCGUGGCUGAAAGGUAUGGUCUGUCUGGCAGCGAUGUCCUGGACAACGUGGCCUAUGCUCGGGGCUUUAACACCGACCACCAGACCCAGCUGCUGUACCAGGCUUCAGCCAUGAUGGCUGAAUCACGGUACGCGCUGCUGAUCGUGGACAGUGCCACAGCCCUGUACCGCACGGAUUACUCGGGAAGGGGGGAGCUCUCCGCCAGGCAGAUGCACCUGGCCAGGUUCCUGCGGAUGCUGCUGCGCCUGGCGGACGAGUUUGGAGUGGCUGUCGUCAUCACGAACCAGGUGGUGGCACAGGUAGAUGGAGCUGCCAUGUUCGCUGCAGAUCCCAAAAAGCCCAUUGGAGGCAAUAUCAUCGCCCAUGCUUCCACCACCAGGCUGUACCUGCGGAAGGGCCGAGGUGAGACCAGGAUCUGUAAAAUCUAUGACUCUCCGUGUCUUCCCGAGGCUGAAGCCAUGUUUGCUAUCAAUGCUGACGGAGUGGGAGAUGCUAAAGACUGAAAACUCCUUCUCUUCCCCUGAAUCCCAAGACUGUGUCUGUAAGAGGCUCCGUUCCUGGUGGCACCUUAGGGAUAAUUCCCAAUGCAGUGGGCGGAGGAAGCUGUGGUGUGUCUGUGUGGGAACCAUCAGGACACACUGAGCACAGCCGGAGCUGUUGGGAAGAGAUCUCCCUCUGGGCUGCAGGCACAGCUGAGGUCCCUGUGCUUCCUCAGCAACAUUCCCAGAGGACCAUACCCUGUGUGUUUCCCUGGAUCCCACCAGCACAUGGUGCAGCAGAGUCUUGGUGGCCACAGUUGGGAACUUGGUGAAUUGGAAGCAAAACUGAAGGGUUUGCCCACUAAAAAGUGAUUUAUAAACCAAAAAAGUAUUCUACAUGAGGAAUUUGGGAUUUGUGGUGGUCCCAAUCCGUAACCUUUUUCUUCAUUUUCUUUGGAUGCUGCAACCUCCUGGCUCAAGGGAGCUGUUCCUUUACAUUUCCAUUUAAUUUUCUGUAUUUCAUUAGUUCUCUGUGGAAAUCUGCUUUUAGUAAAAAGUCCCCUGAGGAUAUUGAUGAUAUCCCAGGUUCCUGGGAUUUACAGGGGUGUGUUCAGACCAAGGAUUGUUCUGGCUGGCAGAAGCUGCACCAAUCUCCCAGGAAUCUCAGUCUGGGUUUGUUUUUUCUCCCAAUUCUCUGGGGGUGCAGUGCAGCCCUGCCCUGUGGGUCUCCUAGAAGAGCUUUGGGGGUUGAAAAGGUUCUUUUCUAUUCUGCAGUUUUUCUCUAGAACUCAAUUAAAAAGAAUAAUGGGUUGAUGUGAUCUUAAUUGGUUCAUUUACAUUGGUUAAUUAAAGCAAAUCAUUGAGAAGCUGCUUGAGCGCCCCUUGGUUGGAGCUGGCAGUUCUUCUUUAUUGUCUCUUUGUUCUUUUAAUUUCUUUUAAUUAUUUCUUAAGCAGUUACUGCAAUUAAGCUACAAAGUGAGGAGAACAGCACUCCUCUGCUGGAUUGGGAAAUUCAAGUGCAGUUCCUUGGAGAGAUUGAGGGAAUGGGGAGCUGAGCCUCAGGCUGGGUUUUGGCAGCGGCAAUUGGGUGAGGAGGGGAGAUCCCCCCAAAACUGAUUAAAGCCAGUUCUGCUGGGUUUGGGUGCCCCCACCCCAAAAAAGGAUCCUGGUUAAAGGAGACUCA